UACUCUGGUCAGUGGUACAAUCAGUGGACUACAAUGCCUAUGCCUGGUGUAGGUCUAACACCCUUUUCAUCGCUCCCUCAUCAAGCUCCUGUAGAAACGAAGAAGGAUCCAGGCCCAGGGAUGGGCGGGGGUGAACACGUUGACGAGCUGCUGCCAGCUGUGGGUGCUUUACCGGCAGGUUAA
Molecule: messenger RNA, 183 nt
Organism: Strongylus vulgaris
Lineage: Eukaryota; Metazoa; Nematoda; Chromadorea; Rhabditida; Strongylidae
Source: the annotation of a GenBank genome assembly